Echinops telfairi (small Madagascar hedgehog) is the source of this 3964-nucleotide messenger RNA. RefSeq names its product ADAMTS like 4 (gene ADAMTSL4). The transcript has 19 exons. The coding region runs from base 201 to 3344 and encodes 1047 amino acids. The record is from RefSeq and is a predicted model, not a curated record. Gene Ontology annotation, biological process: extracellular matrix organization. Lineage: Eukaryota; Metazoa; Chordata; Mammalia; Afrosoricida; Tenrecidae. Gene Ontology annotation, cellular component: extracellular matrix. Gene Ontology annotation, molecular function: metalloendopeptidase activity.
GCUGCAGGCUUAACGGGCCGCCGGGGGCGCGCAGAGCAGCUCCUGGGAAGACGUGGGAGACCCCAGAUGAGGGCCGUGAGAAGCCCAAAUACUGGAGAAGUGACCACCAGGCUUCCGUCCCUCCUCGCCCAGAUGCCUGCGUAGCGCCUUGGCAGCCAGCCCUCUCCGCCCUUCCCUGUCCUGGGCCAGCAGGGGAAGCAAUGGAGAAGUGGGUGGGCAGGCCCCGGCAGCUGUGUCUGAUGCUGCUGCUGUCCCUCCCCCAGCUCUGCCAGGAUCAGGAGGUGUUGUCCGGGCACUCUCUUCAGACACCUCCGGAGGAAGGCCCAGGCCCUGAGGGUGUCUGGGGGCCUUGGGACCACUGGGCCUCCUGUUCUCAGCCCUGUGGGGUAGGGGUGCAGCGUAGGAACCGGGUCUGCCAGCUCCCUUCGGCUCACAGCCUGCCACUCCCACCCCGGCCCCCCAGACACCCAGAAGCCCAGGCCCCCCAGGCAGCCCUCCCCCUGUACAGAGCAGAGCUGCCUCUGGAAAGAGGAGGCACACGUCAAAAUCCAGCCUCCCAGCCUGGGAGGAAGGAGGCCCGAGAGAGGCAGGGGGCCCGCAGGCUGAGGGUUCGAGACCCCAUCAAACCAGGAAUGUUCGGCUAUGGAAGAGUGCCCUUUGCUUUACCAUUGCACCGGAACCGCAGGCACCCCCGGACGCCCCCCAGAUCCCAACUACCCCCAGCCUCGCUUCCCUCCCCAAACCAGACCCUUCAAACUCAGCUCCCGACCACAGAACUGUCUGCCCUCAACCAGUCCGCUGCAGCAGGGUCCCUGGUCCCAACUGUGCAGAAGGAGCUGCCCUCCAGAGCCAGGCCUGCCCCCACAGGUCCCUAUCCCAGAAACCAAGCCUCCCACCCAGAGCCCACCCCCUCUCCAAGACACAGUGUCUCCUUUGCUGCGCCCCCUCAGCAGAGAACAUCACAACCCCAGAGGUGGGCCAGUCCUCCUCAGGGAGUGGGGAGGCGGCCCAGUCCUCUCACCCCCGUCCCUCGGGGCCGAGGCCAGCAGAGCCCAGAGCACUGGAGACCUGGGAGCGGUCCUCCUCAGGGGUCUCCCGUGGAGCCUGCCCCUCGCUACCCAGAGGGUUGGUUGCCUCUGCUGAGCACUGGCCCCCACGCCACCCCACUCUGGAGCCUCUUUGCACCCAGUAGUCUUGUCCCCAGCUGCCCCGGCGAGAAGGAGCAGCUGAGAGCCUGCAGCCUGGCCCUCUGCCCCCCUGAGCAGCCAGACCCCCGGGCCCUGCAGUGCGCCGCCUUCGACUCCCGGGAGUUCCUGGGCCAGCUGUACCAGUGGGAGCCCUUCACUGAAGUUCAGGGCUCCCAGCGCUGCGAAUUGAACUGCCGUCCUCGGGGCUUCCGCUUCUAUGUCCGCCACACCGAAAAAGUCCAGGACGGGACCCUGUGUCAGCCGGGAGCCCUGGACAUCUGUGUGGCCGGACGCUGUCUGAGCCCUGGCUGUGACGGAAUCCUGGGCUCGGGCAGGCGUCCAGACGGCUGUGGCAUCUGUGGGGGUGACGGUUCUACUUGUCGCCUUGUUUCGGGGAACCUCACUGACCGGGGUGCUGCCCUGGGCUAUCAGAAAAUCCUCUUGAUUCCAGCGGGAGCCUCCCAGCUCCACAUCGCCCAGCUCCACCCCAGCGCCAACUACCUGGCACUUCGGGGCCCUGGGGGCCGGUCCAUCAUCAAUGGGAACUGGGCUGUGGACCCCCCUGGGACCUACACAGCUGGGGGGACCACCUUCCGGUAUAGCCGGCCUCCCAGGGAGGAGGGCACCGGAGAGAGUCUGUCAGCAGAAGGCCCUACCACCCAGCCCGUGGAUGUCUAUAUGAUCUUCCAGGAGGAAAACUCAGGGGUUUUUUAUCAGUACAUCAUCUCUUCACCUCCUCCAAGCCUCGACCCCCCCACCCCAGAAGCCCUGGUGCCCCAGAUCCAACCCGAGAUUCUGAGGGUGCAGCCCCAGCCUGCUGCUGCGCCCCGUCCAGCCCGGACCCCAGGCACCCUCCAGCGCCAGGUUCGGAUCCCCCAGAUGCGGGCGCUGCACCCCCCCAGGCUGCCCCUGGGGGCUUCAGCCGGCUACUGGAAGCAAGGGGGCCACACUGAGUGCUCGGCGUCCUGUGGAAGAGGUGUCUGGCGCCCCAUUUUCCUCUGCAUCUCGCGGGAGUCGGGAGAGGAACUUGAUGAAAGCAGCUGUGUUGUGGGCAACAGACCCCCGGCCUCCCCAGAGCCCUGCCAUGGCCCUCCCUGCCCCCCAUACUGGGAGGCUGGCGAGUGGACGUCCUGCAGCAGCUCCUGUGGCCCUGGCACCCAGCAUCGCCAGCUGCACUGUCGCCAGGAAUUUGGUGGGGGCGGCUCCUCAGUGCCCCCAGAGCGCUGUGGAGAUCUCCCCCGGCCCAACAUCACCCAGCCCUGCCAGCUGCGGCUCUGUGGCCACUGGGAGGUCCGCUCCUCUUGGAGCCAGUGCUCCGUGCGGUGCGGGCGGGGCCAGCGGAGCCGGCAGGUGGGCUGUGUUGGAAGCAGUGGCGAUGAAGUGAGUGAGCGGGAAUGCAUGCUGGGGCCCCCGAAGCCCCCCAGCAGAGAGGCCUGCCACAUGGGGCCCUGUACCACAGCCUGGUUCCACAGUGACUGGAGCUCCAAGUGCUCGGCUGAGUGUGGGACGGGCAUCCAGCGGCGCUCCGUGGUCUGCCUUGGGAGUGGGGAGGCCCAGGAGGCGGGCCAGGAGGAUGCAGGCCUCGGAGCCAGCGAGCAGAGCUGCCCCGCAGGAAGCCGCCCUCCAGACAUGCGAGCCUGCAGUGUGGGGCCUUGCGAGGUGAAGCGGUGCUGGUACACAGGGCCCUGGAGUGAGUGCUCAUCAGAAUGUGGCUCAGGCACACAGCGUAGAGACAUCAUCUGUGUGUCCAAACUGGGGACGGAGUUCAACGUGACCUCUCCAAGCAACUGUUCCCACCUGCCCAGGCCCCCUGCCCUGCAGCCCUGUCAGGGCCGGGCCUGCCAGGACAGGUGGUUCUCUACUCCCUGGAGUCCGUGUUCCCGCUCCUGCCAGGGGGGUAUGCAGACAAGGGAGGUCCAGUGCCUGACGGCCAACCAGACUCUAAGCACGCGAUGCCCUCCUCACCUGCGGCCCUCUAGGAAGCGACCCUGUAACAGGCAGCCCUGCAGCCAGCGUCCUGAUGAUCAGUGCAAGGACAGCUCGCCACAUUGCCCCCUGGUGGUACAGGCCAGACUCUGCGUCUACCCCUACUACACAGCCACCUGUUGCCGCUCCUGCGCCUACAUCCUGGAGCGGUCCCCUUCGGAGCCUACCUGAAAUGGGUUUGGGAGACAUCUCCCUCAUGGUUUUCACAUCCCACCAGCCACAUGGCCACUCGUCUGUCAGCCCACUUCAUAGCCCCUGGCUCUCUUACCAGCUGCCGGAUGUGUGUCCUCCACCACCUCGGAGUAGUUGAAGGUGGAGACACGACUGGCUGACUUUCCAGAUGUUUAUUGGGACUGGAUGGUGGUGUGAUGGUGUGUGUGCACACGUCCUCAGAUGUGUAUCUGGGGCAGCACAGAUAUGCGUGUGCUCCCACAGGCUGAGCAGGGACAAUGCCUGUUCUCCAGGAGACGUGUAGGCUGGGGAAAUCAAGUUCCCAGCUCCUUGCUCAUGUGACCUCCUUAGAGUGUGCUCUCCCCAUCAGUCCCAAUGUUGUGCGCAAAACCUCAUUUCUCCUGUCCGGGUCCCACAUCUUCUAAACUACCCUGUUAUUACCUGGCCACCCACCCCUUCUCCCUGUAGCUAUCCCAACUUCUCAGAACUGGCUACAGAGGGAGGUCCACCGAAGGUCCCUGGGUAGCACGGAUUAUUCUCACCUACUAACCUAAAGGUUGGAGGUUCGAAUCUACUCAGCGGUGCUGCAGAAGAAAGACCUGGUGAUCUGCUUCCACAAA